This is a messenger RNA of Morchella sextelata, 378 nucleotides long. RefSeq lists its product as uncharacterized. The record is from RefSeq and is a predicted model, not a curated record. The transcript has a single exon. Bases 1 to 378 code for a protein of 125 amino acids. NCBI's taxonomy places the organism in Eukaryota, Fungi, Ascomycota, Pezizomycetes, Pezizales, Morchellaceae.
AUGGCUACUUCUACUACCCCCCCAACUACUCCAACCGCUCCGACGUCCCCUUCUCCCCCUCUCCUCGCCUCCCCUUCUACCUCUACCACCGUCGCUAACUUUGACACUCUCGAAUCACUUCAAAACCAUCUCAAAACACUUCUCAUUCACCUUGAUGACCUACGAGCAAGCCGCGACCAGAACGCCUCCCAGAUUAAGGAAUUAUUUCACGCCGGGGCCAACCCAACCACGAAGCGUAGCAUCGAGAAGUUCAAGAAACUUUCCAGAGAGAUUCGGAGGUUUAAGUGGUGGAUUAGGGAGACAAAGAGAGAGCUAGAUCGGGUGUCAGAGAGCUUUGAGGAAUUGUUAAAGCUCGAGGGUGCCGAAGGUGGAGGGUGA